This is a messenger RNA of Strongylocentrotus purpuratus (purple sea urchin), 2073 nucleotides long. RefSeq lists its product as uncharacterized. NCBI's taxonomy places the organism in Eukaryota, Metazoa, Echinodermata, Echinoidea, Camarodonta, Strongylocentrotidae. The transcript has 8 exons. The coding region runs from base 1 to 2073 and encodes 690 amino acids. The record is from RefSeq and is a predicted model, not a curated record.
AUGCCAUGGGUGGAAGGUGAUGGUGGAUACGGGGAUUUACUGAAAGGGAAAGGACGUAAAAGACGGAAGAUUACAAGGGCCGAGAAAGUUGAAAGAGCUCGAUCUCGUGCUGUAGAGAAGUUGGGGGAAGAGAAGGCCGCUGAUGUGGUAGCGGUGUUUAGGAGGGCGAGUGACGGGGGAGACAAGGAGCAGGCUGAUGGUGUUAUUUUGACCCUGCUGGCCCAAGCCCUCUCACAAAUCGAAGUCGUAGCCCUACUUCAUGUUGGGGGCUAUAGAGUUGCUAGACUUGCAAGGUAUGACCCUGAGGAGGAGGAGCUACGAAAACAACGAAGAGUAGCCUGGCAUGCUGCCACCGAGGAGGAUAAGCAGGCAAUUCUACCUACAUGUAGAUCUACCCAUAAUGAAGAUCAUGAAUACCAUUACCAUGUAAAUAACUUUGAGAGCCAUGAUGAAUCUGGAUUCACAGCAUCACUGGUGAUAAAUGUCAAAGCAGAAGAUGAUGCAAAAAAAUGGAUGAGCGAGUUUGCAGAGUCUUCUCGCACCACAUGGAGGGUAAUGAGAACCUGCCCGACAGCGAAGAAAUAUGUGCUCUUCAAGAAGAUCUAUCGAUGUCAUCAUGGGCAGCAAAGACGGGCUAAGGAAGGGACAUCUCGUCACAGCAAGGACACUGGGUGCUGCGCUAAACUUACUCUCACUGUAAGGAGAACAGUGACACAAUCCGGGAGGAAGAGCAAAAACUCAGACCCCCAUAUCCAGACACAUCCAACACUGGUUAAGCUAGAAUGGAAACAUAACCAUGUUAUCUCCAUUCCUGCUGCACUUAAGUACAGAGAUGCGAGUCCUGAGACCUGUGCAAAACUUGAGGAGCUGUUUAAGAAUGGGAACUCACCAGCCAGUGCACUCAACAUUCUAGAAUUGGAGCUACAGAUACAGGAUCCAGACAAGUACGUCAUGAACUGUGCAGACAGGUCGAUUUGCCCAGAUUUGCACUUUUGUUACCGACUCUAUCACAAGAUCUUCAGAAAGGCCUAUGGUCCUGCAGAUGGUGCAGAUAUGGUCGCAGCUGUUGACGAGAAAGUAAUUGCUAAUUACAACAAAGAAGCAGGGAUGACGUGUGCCAAGAUGAUUAGGAGCAGCACUGGGGAGCUGAUCAUAGGAAUUUGCACUCCACUGAUGCAGCGUGUACACACUUUAAUGACUCACAGCAGCAAACUUGUGUUCAUUGAUUCGACAGGUAUUUCAUAUUUAUGUCCUUACAUACAUGUAUGUAUAAUACCCCAUUCACAGUUGUCAUUAUGCUGUUUUCUGGCAGGCAAUGUUGACCGCCACGGAAGCAGGGUGUUCCUGCUGUUGACACACAGCUCUUCGGGUGGCCUGCCUCUGGGGGUCAUCAUAACGUCGAACGAGCAGGAGCGGACCAUCGUUGAAGGGUUGCAGCUGCUGCAGACCAUCUGUCCAGCUGGUGCCUUUGGGGGAAAUGGUAAUGAUGGGCCAGCAGUCUUCAUUACUGAUGACUGCACCGCAGAGAGGAAGGCCCUCCAUGCUGUUUUCCCCCAAUCUGUACUUCUCCUCUGCUCGUUUCACCUCUUGCAGGCUGUGUGGCGGUGGCUAUGGGAUAGUAAACAUGGCAUCCAAAAACACCAUCGACAGGGCCUGUUCUUCCAUGUGAAGAACAUGGUCUAUGCUGAGGAUGCCACUGCUGUUGAGGCAGCUUUUGAGAGUGCCAUCAGUGAUCCUGCUGUUAUACGGUACCCUGGAUAUAGAGCAUAUAUCAACUCCUUAUAUGAGAGACGACAAGUGUGGGCCCAGGCAUUCAGAAUUGGACUGAGGAUUCGGGCAAACAACACAAAUAACUAUGCCGAAGCCGCCAUGAAGGUCCUCAAAGACUCCAUCCUUCAACGCUCCAAGGCAUUCAACGUGCCUCAGUUAUUAGACUUCAUCCUCUGCAGGUUUGAAGGAUUCUACCAGAGGAGACUUCUGUCAGUUGUCAACCAGCGCCCACUAAAGUGGAAUAUCCAAACCCACAACAGAUCGAAGAUCAGCAAAGAUGACAUUUCCAAAGGGAAGAAGUGA